AUGUCGUCCUUUGACCACGCCCUCCUCGUUCCCAGCUCCAAGCGCUUCACGCUCUUCCCGAUCCAGUACAAUGACAUCUGGACCAUGUACAAGAAAGCCGAGGCCUCCUUCUGGACCGUCGAGGAAGUUGAUCUCGCCAGAGACCCGCCCCACUGGCAGCACAAGCUCACCGACAACGAUCGCUUCUUCAUCAAGCACAUCCUCGCCUUCUUUGCCGGCUCGGACGGUAUUGUCAACGAGAACCUGUGCGGCCGCUUCUAUGCCGAGACCCAGCUCCCCGAGGUCCGCGCCUUCUACGGGUUCCAGAUCAUGAUGGAGAACAUCCACUCGGAGAUGUACGCCCAGCUGAUCAACACCUACAUCCUGGACACGGAGGAGCGCACUCGCCUAUUUGGUGCUAUCGAGACCAUCCCCUGCAUCCAGAAGAAGGCCAACUGGGCCAUCAAGUGGAUCGAGGACCAAGACGCCCCCUUUGCCCAGCGCCUCCUCGCCUUUGCCGCUGUCGAGGGCAUCUUCUUCUCGGGUGCCUUUGCCUCCAUCUUCUGGCUCAAGAAACGCGGCCUCAUGCCCGGCCUGACCUUCUCCAACGAGCUGAUCUCGCGCGACGAAGGUCUCCACACUGACUUUGCAUGCUUGAUCUACUCCAAGCUCACCGAGAAGCCCCCGGCCGAGACCGUCACGGCCAUCAUCUUGGACGCCGUCGCCAUCGAACAGGAAUUCAUGACCGAGUCUCUCCCCUGUGCCCUCAUCGGUAUGAACGCCACUCUCAUGAAGCAGUACAUUGAGUUUGUCGCCGACCGCCUCCUCGUCGCUCUCGGCUACCCCAAGCUCUACAACGCUCUCAACCCCUUUGACUUUAUGGAGCUCAUCUCUCUCCAGGGCAAGACUAACUUUUUCGAAAAGCGCGUGGGCGAGUACAGAAAGGCCGGUGUAUUGGGUGGUGUGCCUCAGGUCUUUGACCUCGAAGCUGAUUUCUGA
This is a messenger RNA of Polychytrium aggregatum, 978 nucleotides long. RefSeq names its product ribonucleoside-diphosphate reductase. The record is from RefSeq and is a predicted model, not a curated record. Gene Ontology annotation, molecular function: oxidoreductase activity. Gene Ontology annotation, biological process: deoxyribonucleotide biosynthetic process. The transcript has a single exon. Bases 1 to 978 code for a protein of 325 amino acids. NCBI's taxonomy places the organism in Eukaryota, Fungi, Chytridiomycota, Chytridiomycetes, Polychytriales.